Messenger RNA from Suricata suricatta (meerkat), 5981 nucleotides. It is a transcript of the gene ADCY7, whose product is annotated as adenylate cyclase 7. Gene Ontology annotation, biological process: cAMP biosynthetic process; intracellular signal transduction; adenylate cyclase-activating G protein-coupled receptor signaling pathway. NCBI's taxonomy places the organism in Eukaryota, Metazoa, Chordata, Mammalia, Carnivora, Herpestidae. Gene Ontology annotation, cellular component: plasma membrane. Gene Ontology annotation, molecular function: adenylate cyclase activity. The record is from RefSeq and is a predicted model, not a curated record. The transcript has 25 exons. The coding region runs from base 828 to 3809 and encodes 993 amino acids.
CUGACUGAGCCACCCAGAUGCCCUUGAAUUUCUAAUUAAUGUAAAAUUAAUCUUGAGUAGCCACAUGUGGCUAGUAGCCACUGUAUGGAGCAGCAGAGUUCUAGAAGAAAACACCAGAGACUACAGGGUGUUAACAGAGUGAUAUGGGACAGUGGCCAGCAUUCAGUGGGUGCUCUGUCCGUGCUGCCUGUAUCUGUGGCUAGAAACCGCAGGACAUUGGCUUCUGCAUUCAACAAAUGGUUACUGAGCGCCCACUGUGUGCUGGCCCCCAGAUCAACCUCUGUGCCCAUGGAGCUUUGGUCUCCUGGGGGAAACUGGUGCUGUCCCAGCUGUGACUCUCCUGCUAACCACCUCCCAGUGUCACACCUCUGUCUCUGUGCUCCAGCUCUCCUGUCUGGGAUGACUUUGGUCAGCCUUUCCUCCUAGACCUCAUUCAUUACGUAGCAGACAGCAGCAGUGGUCUCUCUGCCAGGAGGCUUUCCAUGGCUUCCCUCCUGUCCUCUGGUGCUGUCUGCGCCCCCCUACCCCCCGCAGGUCUGCACAGAGCACCCUGGGAACGGAGGAGGCUUGAUGGGGAGCACUGGGGACUGGUAGCAUCAUGGGGACGGGCUGUGCAGGAUCUCGGGGCUGCACGGCGAGCGACUGGUGAGAGGUGGUGGCAAAGGCAACCUUAGCCAAGACAACACAAAGCCCGAAGGUGAGGAAGAGCUUGGUGUUUAGAGGGAGCAGAGAUGUCAUCCAUGUAGAGGAGAACACAGGACCCCUCUGGACACAAGACUAUCCUGGGGACGACCUUCUUCACACUCGCCGUGUUCGUGGUCCUCUACAUGCUGGUGUAUGUGGAGUGCCUUGUCCGGAGGUGUCUCAGGGCCUCGGCGCUGCUCAUCUGGGUCUGCCUGAUGAUGCUGGGCUACGUGCUGGUGUUCGACUCAUGGAGAAAGACAACCCACGUGGGGGCGCAGGUGCCCUUCUUCCUGUUCAUCGUCUUCGUGGCAUACACGCUGCUGCCCUUCAGCAUGCAGGGGGCUGUCGUGGCGGGGGUGGUCUCCAGCGUCUCCCACCUCCUGGCGCUCGGGGCCCUGAUGGGGGCCUUCACGACGCCCAGCGUCCGGGCGGGGCUGCAGCUGCUGGCCAAUGCCGUCAUCUUCCUGUGCGGGAAUCUCACGGGUGCCUUCCACAAGCACCAGAUGCAGGACGCCCCCCGAGACCUCUUCACCUACACCGUGAAGUGCAUCCAGAUCCGUCGUAAACUGCGUGUCAAGAAGCGCCAGCAGGAGAACCUGCUGCUGUCGGUGCUGCCUGCCCACAUCUCCAUGGGCAUGAAGCUGGCCAUCAUUGAGCGGCUCAAGGAGCGCGGGGACCGCCGCUACAUGCCCGACAACAACUUCCACAGCCUGUACGUCAAGCGGCACCAGAAUGUCAGCAUUCUCUAUGCCGACAUCGUGGGCUUCACGCGGCUGGCCAGCGACUGCUCCCCCAAAGAGCUGGUGGUGAUGCUGAAUGAGCUCUUCGGCAAGUUCGACCAGAUCGCCAAGGCCAACGAGUGUAUGCGGAUCAAGAUCCUGGGCGACUGCUAUUACUGUGUGUCGGGCCUGCCUGUGUCCCUGCCCAACCAUGCCCGGAACUGCGUGAAGAUGGGGCUGGACAUGUGUGAGGCGAUUAAGCAGGUGCGAGAGGCCACAGGUGUGGACAUCAGCAUGCGUGUGGGCAUCCACUCGGGGAACGUGCUGUGUGGUGUCAUCGGGCUGCGCAAGUGGCAGUAUGACGUGUGGUCCCAUGAUGUGUCUCUGGCCAACAGGAUGGAGGCGGCCGGAGUCCCUGGCCGGGUGCACAUCACCGAGGCCACACUGAACCACCUGGACAAGGCCUAUGAGGUGGAGGAUGGGCACGGGCAGCAGCGGGACCCUCACCUGAGGGAGAUGAACAUCCGCACCUACCUGGUCAUUGACCCCCGGAGCCAGCAGCUGCCCCCGCCCAGCCAGCACCUCCCCAAGCCCAAGGGGGAUGCGGCCCUGAAAAUGCGGGCAUCUGUGCGCAUGACCCGCUACCUCGAGUCCUGGGGGGCCGCGCGGCCCUUUGCACACCUCAACCACCGCGAGAGCGUGAGCAGCAACGAGACCCCUGUCCCCAACGGACAGAGGCCCAAGGCCAUUCCCCUGCGGCGCCACCGGGCCCCUGACAGGAGUGCGUCCCCCAGGGGGCGGUCUGAGGACGACUCGAACGACGAGGAGAUCCUCUCGGCCAUCGAUGGGCUCAGCUCCACAAGGCCCUGCUGCUCCAAGUCCGAUGACUUCUACACCUUCGGGUCCAUCUUCCUGGAGAAGGGCUUCGAGCGGGAGUACCGCCUGGCGCCCAUCCCCCGGGCCCGCCACUACUUCGCCUGCGCCAGCCUCGUCUUUGUCUGCAUCCUGCUCGUCCAUGUCCUGCUCAUGCCCAGGACGGCGGCCCUGGGUGUGUCCUUCGGGCUGGUGGCCUGUCUGCUGGGGCUGGUGCUCAGCCUGUGCUUUGCCCACGAGUUCCUGCGGUGCUGCCCGGCCCGAGGGACGCUGCAGGCCAUCUCCGACAGGGUGGAGACCCAGCCCCUGCUGCGGCUGUCCCUGGCCGUCCUCACCAUCGGCAGCCUGCUCAGCAUCGCCAUCGUCAACCUGCCGCUGAUGCCUUUCCCGGGCAACCAGACAAGCUGGAAGGAUGUGGGCAGCAGGGAGCCGGCCCUGUGCGAGCUCCUCCCGUAUUACACCUGCAGCUGCAUCCUGGCCUUUGUCGCCUGCUCCGUCUUCCUGCGGAUGAGUCUGGAGCUGAAGGUCGUGCUGCUGACAGUGGCCUUGGUGGCCUACCUGGUGCUCUUCAACAUCUCCCCGUGCUGGCAGUGGGACUGCUGCGGCAACGGCUGGGCCAACCUCACCAAGACCAACGGCACCCUCAGCUCCCCGUACUGCUUGUGGAAGGACCCGAAGGCGAUGAUCAACUUCUACCUGGUCUUGUUUUACGUCACCCUCCUCAUGCUCUCCAGACAGAUUGACUAUUACUGCCGCUUGGACUGCUUGUGGAAGAAAAAGUUCAAGAAGGAACAGGAGGAGUUUGAAACCAUGGAGAACGUGAACCGCCUUCUUCUGGAGAACGUCCUGCCGGCCCACGUGGCUGCGCACUUCAUCGGUGACAAGUUAAAUGAGGACUGGUACCAUCAGUCCUAUGACUGCGUGUGCGUCAUGUUUGCGUCCGUGCCGGACUUCAAAGUCUUCUACACGGAAUGCGACGUCAACAAGGAGGGGCUGGAGUGCCUGCGUCUGCUGAACGAAAUCAUCUCCGACUUCGACGAGCUGCUCCUAAAGCCCAAGUUCAGCAGCGUGGAGAAGAUCAAGACCAUCGGCAGCACAUACAUGGCAGCUGUGGGGCUCAGCGUCACUUCAGGGACUGAGAACCAGGACCUGGAGCGGCAGCACGCGCACAUCGGCAUCAUGGUGGAGUUCAGCAUCGCCCUGACGAGCAAGCUGGACGGCAUCAACCGGCACUCCUUCAACUCCUUCCGCCUGCGAGUCGGCAUAAACCACGGGCCUGUGAUUGCUGGAGUGAUUGGGGCACGGAAGCCUCAGUAUGACAUCUGGGGAAACACGGUCAAUGUCGCCAGCCGAAUGGAGAGCACUGGAGAGCUUGGCAAGAUCCAGGUCACCGAGGAGACCAGCACGAUCCUGCAGGGACUAGGCUAUUCUUGCGAAUGCCGGGGACUGAUUAACGUCAAAGGCAAAGGCGAGCUGAGGACUUACUUUGUCUGCACAGACACUGCAAAGUUCCAAGGGCUGGGACUAAACUGAGGGCUUCUGCAAGGUGACCGUGCUGGAAGCGGAUUUCCCGUUCCUGAAGCAAGCUGCAGGGCGCCCAGCCCUAUGCCAGGCUCGGAGGCAGUCCCAGGGUUUGGCCAUCGCUGCCCGGACAGACGGCUGUGUGUGGACUUGGACUUGUGCUAGAGGCUCUCUUGGAACGUGCACUAGACCCCAGCCCAAGGCGACCACCGUGCCUCGCCACACACAGGCAGCUGGGACACUCGGCUCCCUGGGUACCAUGGGGACCUUGGAGCAGGAGCCGCACAGGCGGGCCUGGUGUUUUCUAGGUACGGGGCCGCGCCGAGUCCCGGGAUGGCUGGGCACGCCUUCCUCCUGGCGGAGCCACAGGACUCUCCAUCCCUCACACAGGUGCCCCGGAAACAGCUGAGAGGGGGUUUCCCAUCUAGGGCUUCACACAGUAGGGAGAGCACGGCACGGCAGACGCUUGGCUUGUCAGCUCUGGCAUGUGUUUGAUUUAAAUGGGUGUAUGAUUAGUGGAGGUUUUUAAAUCCUUUCUAAUGGCUUCUUAGACACCAGACAAAACCUCUUCCCUCCAGUGUGUGGUCUUCUUCACCGUGUCCGCGGACAGCCUGGCCGAGCUGGGGCAGUGGGCUGAGGCCCACGGCUGUCACGCGGCAGGAAGGCAAGGAGCAGUGCAGCCCUGAAAGGCACAGCCCUUCGCCCUCCCUGAGGAGCACGCGUCGUGGGAGCACCUCCCGCCGUCCUUAGCUCUGUCCUGCUUCCUGCACUGGAAACGAAGGGGCCUGUGCCUUUAGUGCUCCCUGCCUUUUCUGUAGUCCUCCCGGCUCAACUGUGGGGGUUCAAGACGCAAAGCCAUGUCCUCUGCAAAAUGUGCAAAGAGGCUCUGGUACCUGGGAAGCCAGCAUGCUCGGACGCAGAGAUGGACUUGUUCUGAUCGGAAGGAAUCGAGUCAGGUGCAAAAAGCCAGGUUUGUGAGGUGGGUCUCACGGUGCUGCAAUUCUAGAAGAAUGAAGUCAGCCUUCGCUGCAUUUCAGGGUUGAGAAGGAGCCAAACUGCUUGCUCCUCUUUCUGAAUCGGCUUCACUGUCACGUCCCCAGAACACGCCUGGGGUUCACUACAGAGGAGGGGUGCCUGGCUGGGAGUCCUCCAGGAGCCCCUGCAAGUACAGGAGACCUGACGCAUGGGAGACUUCUAAAGCCUACACAGGGCUGCAGCCCAGGGCACGGACGGCUGGACCCGAGGCUGCUGGCAUGUGUCUGCAGGCUGACGCACCUCAGAAGGGGCUUAUCUAAUUCGCAGAGGUGCCGGGUGUCCGAGUGCGGCCCCGAGGCCCGCAUGCAACUGGAAUAGACGUGUACGAAUUACGAGAACUUGCUGAAUAAAGGACUGUUGUGGUGAAAAUGCUAUUAAGGGGACUAACCUUACUUAAACUGUUCUAUGCACCAACUUUCCCUGCAAAGGGCUGGUUUCAGGGGGCACUACGCUGAAAUCUGUACACGCAACUCAGCAGCGACCUCCUGGAAAGUCAGGACGGUCCUGUCACUGAUCCCACAGAGACGCACACGGCUGUGCUGCCUCUCUGAGGUGGACCUAGUUCCACUCUUGUACUAUUUGAAUUAUUCUGCUCUUCCAGCAACAGAAAUCCCAGUUAGGAGUUUAAGAAGUUACUUACCAUAGAUUUUUAUUUCCAGUUCAAGCACUGUGCUCAGAUAAAAGUAUUUUGGAAGAUUUUAGUUUUUCAUGUGCAGACCAUAGUGCACAAAAAGCACUCAGUUUUCAUCAGCCUGUUUUCCAGUCCCCAGCCCUUUCUCCACAGGCGCCAUUUUGUCUUGACAGGAAAGUAUCUUUUCUAACACUGACCUUUUCUGUGGGUCAAGGGCUUGCUUAAAGGUGGCCUCCCUGACUCUAGUGACAAUCACACCUGACGUUCUCUGGUUUACUCAUUAAGAAAAUUUCCUAACUGAGAAGAUCAUUAACCAGUUUCUACCCUGUGUAUAUAAUAGGUCAACGUGCAGAAACAGGUUUUGAGAGGACCAAACAACCAGCAAUUACUCUGUAUCCUGAAUAUUUAUAGAUCUGUGACAUUUGUUUCAAAAUGUUGUAUUUCAUUUUUAUAAAGUACCAGUGUUUCUACUUUGUUUAGCAUUUCAUACAUUAAAUUAGUAAUCUGGAAAACAUGAA